Gossypium raimondii (Peruvian cotton) is the source of this 660-nucleotide messenger RNA. RefSeq lists its product as uncharacterized. Bases 121 to 432 code for a protein of 103 amino acids. Lineage: Eukaryota; Viridiplantae; Streptophyta; Magnoliopsida; Malvales; Malvaceae. The transcript is spliced from 3 exons. The record is from RefSeq and is a predicted model, not a curated record.
AAUAAUAAUAAAACCAAUAGACUUCCAAAAUCUUCUUUCUCCUGAAAAUAAAUAAAUAAUCACCACCAAGUUGUAUGAAGCAACCAUAAACAUCAAAAAUCAGAUUCUCAGGAGCGAAAGAUGCUCUACAAGAAAUCAGUGGUGCAUCUGAUACUAGUCCUACUGCUAUCAUUUUCUCUACUCUUGCCUCCAUCUUCAACAACAAUUACUCACUUAACUGUUAUCGUUAAGGAAAGGAGUGAAGUGAUACAUAGAAAUCUAGGUGGAGGAAAACCAACUCCAUGUCCUCCACAUGAUCCUCGUUGUCAUGGACCUAGUGGUCGUUCUCCAUGUCGUCCACAUAGCCAUGGUUGUCAUCCACAUGUUGGUCUUACUCCUAAUCAUGCCCUGGGAGGAGGACCUGGUCAUGCAAGCAGUGGUAUUCUACCCUGAGUUCCUCCUGGUCGCUGCUGCUGAUAGUAGCGAGAAGAAAGUGAGAUUGUUUGGGAUUGAAUUCAAAAUCUCAUGCUUCACAAUAUAAUAUUCUUACCACUAAGUUAAAAUGUUGUUGGUAGUCGACAACUUUACUCGAGCAAGCCAAACUUAGGGUCAUAAUUAGUGUUCCUUAAGUCGUAUUUGUAUUGUAUUUCUACUUUAAUAUUUCACAUCAAAAUUUUCUUA